Messenger RNA from Pteropus alecto (black flying fox), 4210 nucleotides. It is a transcript of the gene JMJD6, whose product is annotated as arginine demethylase and lysine hydroxylase. The coding region runs from base 196 to 1440 and encodes 414 amino acids. Gene Ontology annotation, cellular component: cytoplasm; nucleus. Gene Ontology annotation, biological process: phagocytosis. Gene Ontology annotation, molecular function: P-TEFb complex binding; histone H4R3 demethylase activity. Lineage: Eukaryota; Metazoa; Chordata; Mammalia; Chiroptera; Pteropodidae. The record is from RefSeq and is a predicted model, not a curated record. The transcript has 7 exons.
CGGCAGCUGCACGCCCAACCCGAGGCCCGGGAGGUGGUUGGGGAGUGAAUUUUCUGGAAAGCGAUUUUAAAGGCGCCGGGCCAGAGUGAAGGGCGUUUCAGUGCUGCCGCCGCCUGGUCCGGAAAGGGGGCGCGCUUUGGUGGCAGGAAGCGUGUGCGCCGAGGUCGUCGCGGAACCAGCUGGUGACCCCGCAGGAUGAACCACAAGAGCAAGAAGCGGAUCCGCGAGGCCAAGCGGAGUGCGCGGCCGGAGCUGAAGGACUCGCUGGACUGGACCCGGCACAACUACUACGAGAGCUUCUCGCUGAACCCGGCGGCCGUGGCGGAUAACGUGGAAAGGGCAGACGCCUUACAGCUGUCGGUGGAAGAAUUUGUGGAGCGAUACGAAAGACCUUACAAGCCCGUGGUUCUGCUGAAUGCCCAAGAAGGCUGGUCUGCGCAGGAGAAAUGGACUCUGGAGCGCCUGAAAAGGAAGUACCGGAACCAGAAGUUCAAAUGUGGGGAGGACAAUGAUGGCUACUCCGUGAAGAUGAAGAUGAAGUACUACAUCGAGUACAUGGAGAGCACUCGAGAUGACAGCCCCCUUUACAUCUUUGACAGCAGCUACGGUGAACAUCCCAAAAGAAGAAAACUUUUGGAAGACUACAAGGUGCCCAAGUUUUUCACUGACGACCUUUUCCAGUAUGCGGGGGAGAAGCGCAGGCCCCCUUACAGGUGGUUUGUGAUGGGGCCACCACGCUCCGGAACCGGAAUUCACAUCGACCCACUGGGAACCAGUGCCUGGAAUGCCUUAGUUCAAGGCCACAAGCGCUGGUGCCUGUUCCCUACCAGCACGCCCAGGGAACUCAUCAAGGUGACCCGUGAAGAAGGAGGGAACCAACAAGAUGAAGCUAUUACCUGGUUUAAUAUUAUUUAUCCCCGGACACAACUUCCAACCUGGCCACCCGAAUUUAAACCCCUGGAAAUCUUACAAAAACCAGGAGAGACUGUCUUCGUACCAGGAGGCUGGUGGCACGUUGUCCUCAAUCUUGACACCACCAUUGCCAUCACACAGAAUUUUGCCAGUAGCACCAACUUCCCUGUUGUUUGGCACAAGACGGUAAGAGGGAGACCAAAGUUAUCGAGGAAAUGGUAUAGGAUCUUGAAGCAAGAGCACCCCGAGUUGGCGGUCCUGGCCGACUCCGUUGACCUUCAGGAAUCCACAGGGAUCGCCUCAGACAGCUCCAGCGACUCCUCCAGCUCCUCCAGCUCCAGCUCGUCCGACUCAGACUCAGAGUGCGAGUCAGGGUCUGAAGGCGACGGGACGAUGCACCGCAGGAAGAAGAGGAGGACGUGCAGCAUGAUGGGAAAUGGGGACACCACCUCCCAGGACGACUGUGUGAGCAAAGAGCGCAGCUCCUCCAGGAUUAGGGACACUUGUGGAGGCCGUGCUCACCCCUGAGCAGAUAAAGACACUCCCUGAGGUGGCUCCUGUGUCAGCUGCUGGUGGCCACCCGGCUCCGUUUUCACGUCUUCUGCUCUUCCCUUCUCCUUUGUCUCUGAAUUUGGAUCAUCUUUCUCUGGUCCAAGCUUCUGUCUUCAGUCGAACGCUGUUUUCACUGCUCACUAAGACUAGAUUGUCAAGAAGUGUAAAAAUUCGGCAAGCUCAGUGAAACGCUGCAGGCCGACGGGAUGUUGGGUGAGAAGGUUCUGCGCCGUCUCCUUUAAAACCCAGCUGGGCGACUACAAGGCUGGAGGGUCGCGAUCCUCUGACUGUCUCGUUGCAUCUGGCACCUCACUGAUGUUGGUGCGGAACUUCCACUGUCCACAGAGCCGGCUGCACACACGCAGACACCGGAAGUGGUGAGUGGACUUGGAUUUGUGUGUGAACCAGUUACACGUAAGAAGUGCCACACGUGCCACCUUCCCACGCGUCACCAUCCAUCCAAAGACGCAGUCGGUGGCAGUAACCCAGCCGGCGUGCGCAGCUCCAAUCGCCACUGCCUCCUGCUGUGUUAGGAUCUGCUCCCUUUCUCCGCGGUCAGAGGGGCUGUGAAAUUCCAGGGAUGGGCUUGUGUGGCAUAUUCUGGGCAGGGAUGACACAUCGGGGUUUUUUGUUUAUGAACAGAGUGGGAAAGGUGUUCAGUGUGUUCUUACCAUAGAACUUAAAUUAUACAUAGGGGCCAGUUCCAGUGUUGAAUUUUUAAUGGAGCGUUUAGCAUUUCCUGAUGCCGGGUGGGUCAUGUGGCUUUUGUCUAGGAGGCUGGUCCCUAUUGUGCCCUAGACCAGUUUUCUGCAUCCUAAAAUGCCUACCUAAACACGUGGCUGGUUUGGAUGGGGAGCUUCUGUUACCUUCCUGGCAUCGGCACCUGUCGUCCCACCUGCCCAUGGUGCUGCUCUCCCCUCCCCCACCGGGCACCCAGGCUGGAGCAGCAGCCUCUGCUUCCAGGGUGUGAGCGAAGCCAAACCAUGAAAGCAUAGUCAUUGUAUAAAUAUCUGAAUGGUGUUCCUCCUUUUCGAAAACCUUUUUGUGCUAUCUUCAAAAUGGUUUUCUCUCUCUCUCAGUAUCGCUACCAGGCUGUCAACACUCACCUCUCAAAUUCAUACCCACCGUUCCCCUCAGCCAGUUUAAAGCAAAAAGCCAAACCAAAAGGCUGUUUGCCGCCAGGGGGCGUGGUGAGACGCGUUGCAGUGGCUGGGAGGGGCCAGGAGCAAUUUGAAUUUGAGAGAUUAGCCACCCCGGUUUCCUUCUCCAGAUGCCAAAUAAGAUUGUUUAAUAAACAACAUCCAGAAAUAAGGGAUCAGGGAUGAGCUGGUGAGAAAGGAGUGCAGUGGGGGCCAGGCCAUCAGGGUCGGGAAGGACAUGGGAACAAGGGGUCCAUCCACCUGUCCCAGAGUUAACCCACCACCCACCUGGCGUGAGCCGCUCCUGUGAGUGAAGGAUACAGCAUUAAACUGUUUUUCAGGACUGCUCUCCUACUGAUUUUAAAACCAGCAAGACGAGUCCUGAAAGAAGGGAUCGUGCACUAGUAACCGGAUGGGGAGGAGCAGGGUAGGCGUGACGGGAGCCGGGACUCAGGACAGCCAGGAUGUGGCGGGGGCUUCGGGGGUUUUGGGCAUGAGAAAGGCACCAGUGGUUCAUCAUCCGCCUCGAGUACCCAGUGCUGCACACAGGUGCCUCUAGGCUCUUGAGUAGGACUGUGAUGUAUAACGUGACACCUUUGAGGGGAGAGCCACCCAAAAAGGGACAUUCUUCCCAUUUUGCUCGUUUGCAGAUGCCCUUUCAUUCAGCAGAUGUUUGGGUGCCAGCAGGCGCUGCGCUAGGUGCAGGCGAGGUAGCAGUGACAAGCCCAGACCUGGUGGAGCCUAAUGGGCAGUGAAUGUGCUGCUGUUCACAGGGCCGCUGGUCUGGGUAAGCAGAGCUGUGCUCAGAUUUUCACGCCCGGAAAAGCAAGUUCAGACCUUAUUAAAUGCAAGUUUACGAGAUCUUCAUAAAAGAACAUAAUUAUCAUGAUAACUGUAUUCUUCACUUAGUACGUGGCUUCUUUGUAAAUUAGCUAAAGGUGUUUAAACUAAGGAUCAGCGAGAAGGUUGCCGGUGCAAGUGCUUUGCAAACUUACUAGAGGUUCAGCCUUGAUGUGGUUUAGGACUUUAGGCAAGAGUGUGGGAUGGAACAGGAGUUUUGCAUAAAUGUAAAAAGUGCUGUCUAGGAGGUAGGCGGAUAAGCAUGCAGCUUAGGUUCCUUGAAUUGUGAGUCGCCUUCCACACGGAAGUUGUUCGUCAUGUGGGCUCCAGCCCUGCCGAUCGUUCCACGUGGAGUCUUAUUUCUCCUCACACUCCCCCUCCCUGGCUUCCGUCAAGAUGUGACAUCGAUGUUACGUUGAGUACAGCAAAACUACACGAACUACAUGUGUGCCCUCGGGUGGUGGCUCCCAACUUUGUUUACUGUUCGUUCAAAAACUUGAAACAUCCGGCCCCCACCGAAUCCCCCAGGAGCACUGGCCCAGGCUGGCUGUCUCGCGGGUAACUGGACAGGCAGAAGCACCAGGGCUGUGCUGAGGGCCCCGUGCCUCUCGCAGCUGUCAAACCGAACACUGAGCAGCCUCUGGUUCUGUCCGUCUCGCCGUGGGGUCCACCACGAAAUGCCUGUGGUUCUGCCAUUUGAUUGGUAUUUUUAACUUUCACUUGGAUGAAACUUGUUCAUCAUUUUCAAUAAAGCAACUUGAUUUGGA